Molecule: messenger RNA, 639 nt
Organism: Heterostelium album PN500
Lineage: Eukaryota; Evosea; Eumycetozoa; Acytosteliales; Acytosteliaceae
Exons: 2
Coding region: 1-639 (212 amino acids)
Molecular function (GO): protein binding
Source: RefSeq, a predicted model, not a curated record
AUGGAUACGCUGCUAUUCUCCUCGAUCAUCAGUGGAUUGGCGAAAGCGAAACAUGAGAAUCGCUCCGCCGAGUGUAUCCGUCUGUUCGAGUCGAUGCCCAACGCCAAGGAGCUGAUGAACUCGACCGUCUUCUACAACAUGCUCAGCUGCUACCCGCCAGAGAGAACCAUCUCGUUCUGGAGUGAGGUGGCACGUGAUCGUCCAGAGCUCUUCCAGUCGGUCUUUGAAAAGGAUCCCUAUUUCUAUAAUAUUCUGAUUCUCUCGAUGCUCAAAGAGGAGAAGAUCGCCGAGGCAUGGGCAAUCUUCCAGUUCCUCACUCGUCAGAAACAAGCCAACUCUGAGACCUACUAUCCCAUAGUCAAGUAUCUCUGUAAGCGAGCAUCGACACCCUCCGCCUAUAACAGCUGUCGUGAGAUAUUGAACUCCUCCUACUUCCAACUCAUUAAAAUCGAUCAACUUCCAUUCUGGCGAAGUAUAUUCCAACAUCUCAUCGACGAAAAUGACUACACCAAUUUAGUAUCGACCAUCGAACUUUUCAAGAGUUGCACUACCAAUCAUUUAUCACCACAUUUCGCUCAACUUUAUCCAUAUCUAAGUUCAAAAGAUCCAAAAACAGCUGAUUAUUUAUUAAAUAAAUAA